AUGACCCGUGUAUUUAAUAAAAACAUCUCUGCUCCGUCUGACUGUCUCUGCUCCACCCGACACCUCCACCCGACACCUCCACCCGACACCAGACACCUCCACCAGACACCUCCACCCGACACCUCCACCAGACACCUCCACCUCCACCAGACACCUCCACCAGACACCUCCACCCGACACCUCCACCCGACACCUCCACCAGACACCUCCACCAGACACCAGACACCUCCACCCGACACCUCCACCCGACACCUCCACCAGACACCUCCACCCGACACCUCCACCAGACACCUCCACCAGACACCUCCACCAGACACCAGGCACCAGACACCUCCACCUCCACCCGACACCUCCACCCGACACCUCCACCCGACACCUCCACCAGACACCUACACCCGACACCUCCACCCGACACCUCCACCAGACACCUCCACCAGACACCUCCACCUACACCCGACACCUCCACCAGACACCUCCACCAGACACCAGACACCUCCACCCGACACCUCCACCAGACACCUCCACCUCCACCAGACACCUCCACCAGACACCUCCACCCGACACCUCCACCCGACACCUCCACCAGACACCUCCACCAGACACCAGACACCUCCACCCGACACCUCCACCCGACACCUCCACCAGACACCUCCACCCGACACCUCCACCAGACACCUCCACCAGACACCUCCACCAGACACCAGGCACCAGACACCUCCACCUCCACCCGACACCUCCACCCGACACCUCCACCCGACACCUCCACCCGACACCUCCACCAGACACCUACACCCGACACCUCCACCCGACACCUCCACCCGACACCUCCACCAGACACCUCCACCAGACACCUCCACCUACACCCGACACCUCCACCAGACACCUCCACCAGACACCAGACACCUCCACCCGACACCUCCACCCGACACCUCCACCAGACACCUCCACCAGACACCAGACACCUCCACCCGACACCUCCACCCGACACCUCCACCAGACACCUCCACCAGACACCUCCACCUCCACCCGACACCUCCACCCGACACCUCCACCAGACACCUCCACCUACACCCGACACCUCCACCAGACACCUCCACCAGACACCUCCACCAGACACCUCCACCAGACACCUCCAUCACACUGUAA
Messenger RNA from Periophthalmus magnuspinnatus, 1146 nucleotides. RefSeq lists its product as uncharacterized. Lineage: Eukaryota; Metazoa; Chordata; Actinopteri; Gobiiformes; Gobiidae. Bases 1 to 1146 code for a protein of 381 amino acids. The transcript has a single exon. The record is from RefSeq and is a predicted model, not a curated record.